AUGUCGUUCCUUGGUGGCGCUGAGUGCUCGACCGCGGGCAACCCGUUGACUCAGUUUACAAAGCAUGUGCAGGAUGAUAAGUCCCUGCAACGGGACCGUCUUGUUGGACGGGGCCCGGGGGGCAUGCAGGAGAGCAUGCGGUCUAGGGGUAUGAUGGGUGGUCAAGAUCCGAUGAUGGAUGAAUUCGCUCAACAACCGGGCCAAAUCCCCGGUGCUGCCCCCCAGCCUUUUGCGAUGGAGCACCUGAGACGGGAAUUGGAUCAGUUCCAGGCCACCCCCCCGCGGACGGGUUCCCCGGGCUGGGCGGCCGAGUUCGACGGUGGUGAACAGGCUCGUAUGGAACACGCAUUUGCCGGGCCCCAGGGUCCCAUGAUGAACAAUGGGUCAGGUUUUACGCCGGCGGAGUUCGCCCGUUUCCAACAGCAGAGUCACGGGGGCAUGCCGCAGCAGGAAUCCGCAACGCCGAUGAUGUCUGGCUACCAGCGUCCGAUGGGCAUGGGUGGUGGAUACAUGGGGAUGGGUGGCAUGGGUGGUAUGGGUGGGAUGGGUAUGAUGCGUCCUCAGUACGGCCCGAUGGGAAUGCAACAGCAGCCCGCGGAGGCCGCCACCCAGGACAAGGGCAAGGGCCGCAUGGUCGAGCUUGACGACGAGAACUGGGAGGCACAGUUCGCUCAGAUGGAGACAGCCGGGGACCAGAAGCUGGAUGACCAGGCCAACGCGGCAAUGGAGGCGGAGCUGAACGAUCUCGACAGGUCAGUCCCCAUUUCCAGCACCGGUAACGCGCAAGAUUACGGUGCUUUUGAGAACGCGUGGCAGAGAGCCGAAGCUGAGACGGCCACCAACAGGAAACUGGCCGAGGGUGAACCCGAAUUCGAGAUCAAGGACAAUUUGCACAUGGGCGACUUGGAAGACUGGGACGGCUUUGAGUCGCUCAACUCCCGCUUCCGAGACCCCCAGCUGGGCGACUACAUGUUCGAGGAAGACAACGUCUUCCGGGGCGUGAACAACCCCUUCGAGGAGGGCGUCAAGAUCAUGCGUGACGGCGGCAACCUCUCCCUGGCGGCGUUGGCCUUCGAGGCGGCGGUCCAGAAGGACCCCCAGCACAUCCAGGCCUGGACCAUGCUGGGGUCCGCGCAGGCGCAGAACGAGAAGGAAUUGCCCGCGAUCCGGGCGCUGGAACAGGCGCUGAAGGUCGACCCCAACAACAUGGAUGCGCUCAUGGGCCUGGCCGUCUCCUACACGAACGAGGGCUACGACUCGACGGCGUACCGGACCCUGGAGCGGUGGCUCUCGAUCAAGUAUCCCCAGGUCAUCAACCCCAAGGAUCUGUCAAACGACGCCGACAUGGGAUUCACGGAUCGACAGAUCCUCCACGACCGGGUCACCGAUCUUUUCAUCCAAGCCGCGCAACUGUCGCCCUCAGGCGAGCACAUGGACCCCGACGUCCAAGUCGGCCUGGGCGUCCUCUUCUACUGCGCCGAGGAAUACGAAAAGGCCGUCGACUGUUUCUCCGCAGCGCUGGCGUCCACCGAAUCCGGCACGGUGAACCAGCAAGAGCAGCUGCAUCUGCUGUGGAACCGCCUCGGAGCCACGCUGGCCAACUCAGGCCGUUCCGAGGAGGCGAUCGAAGCCUACGAGCAGGCCCUGAACAUCAACCCCAACUUUGUGCGGGCGCGCUACAACCUAGGCGUCUCGUGCAUCAACAUCGGCUGCUUCCCCGAGGCGGCGCAGCACCUCCUGGGGGCGCUGUCCAUGCACCGGGUCGUCGAGCAGGAGGGACGGGAGCGCGCGCGGGAGAUCGUCGGCGGCGACGGCGGCAUCGACGACGAGCAGCUGGAGCGGAUGCUCCACAUCAGUCAGAACCAGAGCACGAACCUGUACGACACGUUGCGGCGGGUUUUCAUGCCUCCCACCACAGGUGCGAAACUUAUCGCCCAGUCCCUGCGCGACCUCGGCGUCACCGUCAUCUUCGGCAUCGUCGGCAUCCCCGUAGUGGAGAUCGCCGAGGAGGCAAUCAACCUCGGCAUUCGAUUCAUUGCAUUCCGCAAUGAACAAGCUUGCAGCUAUGCGGCCAGCGUCUACGGAUAUAUCACCGGCCGACCGGGUGUCUGUUUGGUAGUCGGAGGACCAGGUGUUCUCCACGCGUUAUCAGGAAUUGGAAACUCCUCCGCCAACAACUUUCCGCUGCUGGUGCUGGCGGGGUCUGCGGAAACGACAGCCGUGACCAAGGGCGCCUUCCAGGAGUUAGACGCGGUGUCGCUCCUGACGCCGCACACCAAGUUCGCCGUGCGGGCGACCUCGCUGGACUUUAUUUCGGGCGCCGUUCAGAAUGCGUACCGCACGUGCUGGUACGGUCGGCCGGGUCCGACCUUCGUCGACCUGCCGGCGGACAUCAUCCAGGGGAAGUCGUCCGCGGAAUUCACCCUCCCUACCCCGGAGACCAUGUUGGUGCCGGCACCACCGAAGGCAGCUGGCGAUCCGGCACUGAUCUGGAAAGCGGCGCAGCUGCUGCGGAGCGCUCGAGCGCCGCUGUUGAUUCUGGGCAAAGGCGCGGCAUACGCGCAGGCGGAAGCUGGGAUCCGCGAGCUGGUUGAGCAGACGCAGAUCCCGUUCCUGCCGACCCCAAUGGGCAAGGGCAUCGUUCCGGACUCUCAUCCUCUAAAUACGUCCAGCGCGCGCAGCGCCGCUUUGAAGAACGCAGACGUCGUCCUCGUGCUAGGGGCGCGGCUCAACUGGAUUCUCCACUUCGGCGAGGCGCCCAAGUGGUCCCCGAAGGCGAAGAUCAUCCAGGUGGACAUCUGCGCCGAGGAGAUCGGCCGCAACGCCGGGACCGCCGAGCUGGGCAUCCUCGGCGACAUCAACCUGGUGGUUGACCAGUUGACCAGCUCGCUGGCGAACUGGCGGUACGGCCCCUCACCGGCGCCGGGCCAUUACCCAGGACUUCUGGCCGAAUCGGCCAAGAAGAACGAGGACAAGGCGCAGAAGGCGGCCCUCCGUCGGACACCGGCCAACACGCCGCUGACGUAUCAGCGGGCAUACCACAUCAUCAAGACGACGAUCAACGAGCUGACGCCCGCCGAAGAAGGCAACGUGGUGUACGUCUCGGAGGGCGCCAACACGAUGGACAUCUCGCGCUCGAUCUUCCCGCUCGACCACCCCCGACAGCGCCUAGACGCAGGGACGUACGCGACUAUGGGCGUGGGAAUGGGCUACGUGGUCGCCGCGCACGAAGCAUUCAACGCGACUCCCACGGCAGCCAGUACCAAACCAAAGAAGAUUGUCGCGCUAGAAGGCGACAGCGCCUUCGGCUUCAGCGGAAUGGAGAUAGAGACGCUCGCGCGGUACCGCAUCCCAGCACUCAUCUACGUAGUCAACAACUCAGGCAUCUACCACGGGGACAGCACGUCCGAAGAAGCUUGGAAGACGCUGCAGGCCCAAACGACAGCCAACGACACCAGAAGUGGCGGAGACGACGCAACCAAGGGCUUACGGUCGACGAGUCUGCUGUACGAGACACGCUACGAGAUGCUGGCGACCAUGUGCGGCGGGAAGGGCUACUUUGUGCGCACCGAGCAGGAGCUGGAGCAGGCGACGCGCGAGGGCUUCCUGAGCGAUACUGUCACUGUGAUUAAUUUGAUUGUGGAGCCUGGGAUUGGGAAGAAGAUCGGGUUUGCGUGGCAGGGGAAUAAUAAUGCGCAGGAUGGGCAGGCUAAGCUGUAA
Molecule: messenger RNA, 3720 nt
Organism: Aspergillus candidus
Lineage: Eukaryota; Fungi; Ascomycota; Eurotiomycetes; Eurotiales; Aspergillaceae
Exons: 5
Coding region: 1-3720 (1239 amino acids)
Biological process (GO): fatty acid alpha-oxidation
Cellular component (GO): peroxisome
Molecular function (GO): thiamine pyrophosphate binding; protein binding; magnesium ion binding
Source: RefSeq, a predicted model, not a curated record